CAGAGACUUCAACUUCAAGGAGGGCAGAAGAAACCUGGCGCAGCGCUCUGAUCGAAUCCCCGUCUAUAUCUGAUUCAUUGGCACGAUCAAUCCUGAUUGCUGAUACCUUCACACCUGUUAGUGCCUGACUCUUGAGUAGACGUCUUACGCAGCCUCUCGCUGGUGCUAUUGUCAAAUUCAUCUCAGAAACGCGGUCCGCUGGGGUGCAGAUCUGCGUCUGUGGGGCUGGCAUAAUGCACCUCAUCAGAGCUUCGCUUGCAGCGCUUGCGUGUUUGCUGCUUCUCGCAAAUGAGGUUUAUGCAGGGCGGAAUUACUAUGACACCCUACAAGUUUCGAAGCACGCAUCCGAUGCCCAGAUCAAGAGCGCCUAUCGAAAACUAGCCCUCAAGUACCAUCCCGACAAGAACCCAACCGAAGAAGCACACAAAAAGUUCCAGGAAAUUGGGCACGCUUAUGAGGUGCUUGCGGACAAGGAGAAAAAGCAGAUCUAUGACAAGUAUGGAGAGGAGGGCUUGAAGCAGCAUGGGCAGGGUGGUGGAGGAGGUGGCGGGUUUCCAAAUGACAUCUUCUCACAAUUCUUUGGCGGGGGCUUUGGCUUUGGCGGCCAGGAGGAUGAGGAGGAGAAGAUUCCGAAGGGCGACACAGUGGUGGUGCAUUUGCAGGCCACGCUGGAGGAUCUGUACAUGGGCAGCUCGUACAAGGUGUACCGCGAGAAGGCGGUGUACAAGCCCGCACCCGGCAAGCGCAAGUGCAACUGCAAGUCCAAGGUCAUCACCAAGCAGAUCGGGCCGGGCAUGUUCCAGCAGUUCCCCCAACAGACCUGCGAGGAGUGUCCAAACGUGAAGCUGGACCGGGAAGGAGAGUACAUCAAUGUGGACGUGGAGAAGGGAAUGAAGGAAGGACAGGAGAUUGUCUUCUUCGAAGAAGGCGAGCCGAUCAUGGAUGGCGAGGCAGGGGACCUCAAGUUUUUGAUUAAAACUCGACCGCACAAGACGUUCCGACGAGAAGGAGACGACCUCCAUAUGCAGGUCACAAUUUCUCUGGUUGAUGCCUUGGUUGGGUUUGAGAAGGACAUCACCCAUUUGGACGGGCAUAAAGUGGCUGUUGGGUUCAAGGGAGUUACGAAGCCUGGAGAAGUCCGGAAGGUUAAAGAAGAGGGGAUGCCUGCUUACGAAAGCAACAGAAAGGGGGACCUUUAUGUGACCUUUACAGUCGCCUUCCCGCCCUCACUAACAGACGCUCAGAAAAAGGUGAUCCGAGACAAUUUUACGCAUUGAAAGUAGGAGAAACAACGCUCUGAGUUGCGGUUGUUGAUCUCACGGAUACUUAUUCUUUGCUGAUCAGCUGGUGUAGACCUCUCUGAGGUUCAACCAGCAUUAAGAGAUCACCAUAGGUUCACUGAGAGCAUAUCAUCUGAGCGGAAAUCUCAACGAUGCACCUUAAGGCUGAUUCGCAUCCGGAGAUUGAGAAUCUUCUAUACCCUCUAAAAGUCAU
Messenger RNA from Klebsormidium nitens, 1494 nucleotides. The record is from the annotation of a GenBank genome assembly. Lineage: Eukaryota; Viridiplantae; Streptophyta; Klebsormidiophyceae; Klebsormidiales; Klebsormidiaceae.